GUUGUAAGUAUUUCAAUUAUGCAUUUUGACAAUAAUACUUCAGUUCAAAAAUCUGCUCGACCAUUUGUUUAUAUUCAAUAUCCAAAGAUUAAUAAAUCAACAACGACUAGUAAUAAGCAUACUCAAUCAUACACGACUCUAUUUUAUAAUAACAAAGAGCAACAACACACGUCUCAUCAAAUAAGCAUAUCAAGUCCUUCAUCAACAUCAUCAUCUUCCUCUACCAUUACAUCUCCUAUUCAAAUCAAUAAGUUUCAACUAGAAAAGUCAAAGGAUGAUAGUCAGCCUAAAAAGAAGAAACGACAACACACAGGCUAUGCAUGUGAUAAAUGUCGAGAAAGAAGAGUUGGUUGUGAUCGAGUAAAACCUAUUUGCGGACAAUGUAAAGACCGUUAUAACUGUACAUAUAGCAAUCAUGCUCUAAGAGUCGAUAGUACUUCAAUGAGACAAAGAUUAGAUGAUUUAGAAAACCAGGUUAGUCGGCUCACCUCAUUUGUUACUCAUCUUGAACAAGAACAUCGUUCCAUAACUCCUUAUAAUAGACAUGUGCAACACCCUUUUGUCACACAGCUCCCUAUUUUGUAUGAGCCCAAUGAACAACAAGACUCUCAAGUACUGUUAUCGCCAUCAAAAGCCACAAUCGAAACCAAUAGUAGUGUAUAUGAUUGGGCUAUUGAGACAGGCUGGCCUGUUAUCGAGAAUACAGAUGGAAUGAGAUCUAUAUUUACGAACAUCAAAAGCUUUGAUGACCUUAGCGAGGCUUUGAAAAAUACUGUAAAUGCUCUUUACAAUUUAAAAGGUCAUACUCUAUAUAAACAACCGAGUAAUAAGACUUUUAUCUCACAGCAAUUGACAUUAAAAGAAUUAAAUUGUUCAUCUGUGCAACAAAAUGAUCAUAAAAUUGAAUUUGAAUACUCAUCUUCACUAAAACUAGAACUAGACCAACAAUCAACUGCAAACAAAAAGGAACAUAUAUUUACAUUAUUUGAAAGUCUAAAUCGUUACUCUAAAUCAGCAACUAAUUCGAAAGGUUCUACCGAACCAAUAAAUUUGAAUGAACAAUAUUUAGAACUAAAUGUCAUGACACGCUUAAUUCAUCAACAUCAUCAAUGUGGAUUUCCUACGUUGGUCAGUCCUUGUCGAUUCGAAAAAUAUUAUCAGGAGGGACAGUUAAAGUCAAUUGUUCUCUCUUCUGUCCUUUCACAUUCGGUACCACACUGCUGUAUAUAUCAUCCUCAACUUGUACAAAUUCAAGAUUUCGGAGAACUAGGAAAUAAAUUUUACAACCACUCACACGACCUGUUAGAUAUUGAUGAACCUGCAAAUUUAUCUAAUAUUCAUCAACGUAUAUUCCUUAUUACUUAUGAUUUAGAUUUAGGAAGAGUAAGACGUGCUUUCUUGCAUCUUGGUAUUGCAAUUCGUAUGUGUUAUAUAUUAAAUCUACACUGCCCUGAAGGUUAUAUGUCAUGUAAAUCAGCGUUCGAAAGAGAACAAUCAAAACGAGUAUUUUGGACUGUUUGGUUUUAUGAUAACAUGGUUUCUCAACUAUUUCAUGAUCAGUUAUCCACCUUCAAAUUAAAUGAUAUUUCUAUUGAAUUACCAAUUCCAUUACCAGAAUUUAAUCAAAUAGAAAUGGACCAAACUACGUUUGCCAUCAACAUAAUAGAAAUCAGAAUGAUAGCAGCAUCUAUUUCAGAAGAAUCUCAUAAAAUAGAGCCUCGCAUACUUGUAAAUCGAUUUCGAGAAAAACUAUGGAGAUAUUAUAAUAACACGCUUUCUAAACAAUCACAAUUUAGAAAAGAAGUCUCAUUUCCCCCUAAUACAUCUAUUUGGGCAAGAAGAAGCUAUUUUUGUACAUUAUUAGACUAUUGCCAAUGUUGGAUUACUAUAUAUAGAUCAUUAUUACCCUCUGCUAAUUAUAAAGGUGAUAAGCCUUUAACAAGAGAUGAGAUAGAGGCUAUUUUACAUACUUCACAAGCAGCGGUUGCUAUUGUACAAUUAUUUCAAAAUUGGUUUAAAGUAUCUUUACAAUCUGAAGAAGGAUUUGAUUGCUUUUUUAGACCUUAUUUAUAUCAUUUUAUGAGUGCAAAAUAUAUUUUCAGUUCAAAUGUAUCACAAAUCGGCAGAUCACCAGCAUUAAUAUAUGUAAGUCGUGCUUAUUUAAUUUUACUCUUACAACUCUAUCAAACAACACCUACGCGAAAGUCCUUUGAUGAAAGCCAACUUGAAAAUGACAUGAUGCAAUUUAUAGAAAUGCAUCAAAUUGAUUCUUCUAAAGAUGUUUUUGUACAUCAGACCAUCAUUGACGAAGCUUUGUUAGAUGAUUCAAAUGCAGAUGGAGGCUGGAGCAUUUUUUCAUGUUACACAGACAGUGCCUUACGAGAUAAGUUUGGAAAGAGCGAUUACCUACAUGAAUGAUAAUAAAAGUUUUUUCAAUGUUUUUUCCCGUUUUUUCAAAUAUUUUAUUAAUGACUUUAUAUCGAUAUUAAUCAGUAGCGUACCUCUUUUUCUAAAAGUAGUCAUAUUAUACCACACUUUUUUUUUUCCCAC
Messenger RNA from Cokeromyces recurvatus, 2550 nucleotides. RefSeq lists its product as uncharacterized. Lineage: Eukaryota; Fungi; Mucoromycota; Mucoromycetes; Mucorales; Mucoraceae. The coding region runs from base 19 to 2418 and encodes 799 amino acids. The transcript has 4 exons. Gene Ontology annotation, molecular function: DNA binding; DNA-binding transcription factor activity, RNA polymerase II-specific; zinc ion binding. Gene Ontology annotation, biological process: DNA-templated transcription; regulation of DNA-templated transcription. The record is from RefSeq and is a predicted model, not a curated record.